AUGACGAGGAACCAGAUCUCGUACUGCAUUUUCCUCGCGAUCCUGCUCGCCGCACCGCUCCCGAAUGCCGCCCUUGACCAAGCCGCGCUGCUGAGGCUAUUCAUGGAGUCCCAGGCCCGGAGCGAGGCCGACAGGAUCACGGCGCUGCCGGGGCAGCCGCCGCGCGUCAACUUCGAGCAGUACGCCGGGUACGUGACGGUGGACGAGGAGCACGGCCGCGCGCUCUUCUACUACUUCGUCGAGUCCCCCUACGACGCCGCCUCCAAGCCCCUCGUCCUCUGGCUCAACGGAGGGCCGGGGUGCUCGUCGCUGGGGAUCGGCGCGAUGACGGAGCUCGGCCCGUUCCGUGUCAACCCCGACGGCAAGACCCUGAGCAGGAACCGGCACGCCUGGAACAACGUGGCCAACGUGAUCUUCCUGGAGUCGCCGGCCGGAGUCGGUUUCUCUUACUCCAACACGUCCUCGGACUACGACAAGAGAGGCGACGAGAGAACGGCUGUGGACUCAUACGUCUUCCUGCUCCACUGGCUCGAGCGGUUCCCCGAGUACAAGGGCCGCGACUUCUACAUCGCCGGCGAGAGCUACGCCGGGCACUACGUCCCGGAGUUGGCAGCCGUCAUCGUGGCUGUCCGCAAACAUACCGGCAAGGACCCCACGAACCUCAAGGGAAUCUUCGUUGGCAACCCGUUACUUGAUUUCCUAAAGAAUUUCAAGGGCGGUCUGGAGUUCUUGUGGAACCACGGGGUGAUGUCCGACGAGGCGUGGGCGAACAUUGCCGAGCACUGCAGCUUCGGCCCGUCCGAUGGCGUUUUGUGCGAUGAGGCGGAGUCGCCGUUCAACCACUUUAACUUCUUUACUACAGUCGGCAACAUCGAUACUUUCAACAUUUACGCUCCGAUCUGCAUCCAGGCGCCCAACGGGACGACCUACCCCAGUGGCUAUUUACCUGGAUAUGAUCCGUGCACCAAGUACUACGUUACCAACUACUUCAAUAGCCUUGAUGUGCAGGAGGCGAUCCAUGCUCGUAUCAAUACAACUUGGUCAAAUUGCACUAAACUGCCGCACUGGAACUUCAACGAGGCCCCAAUAUUGACCAUGGUGCCAACAAUCUCCUGGCUUGUGGACAACGGAUUGCGAGUCUGGUUGUACAGCGGUGACAUGGACGACGUUUGCCCAAUUACCGCGACAAGGUACUCUGUUCAGGAUCUCAAUCUGACCAUCACAAAGCCAUGGCGCCCCUGGUACGCCCCUGCCAACGAGGUUGGGGGCUAUAUUCAGCAACACGAGGGAGGAUUCACGUUUGCAUCAGUGAGGGGAGCCGGCCACAUGGUGCCUAGUUUCCAGCCUAAGAGAUCGCUAGUUCUCUUCCACUCCUUCCUGAAAGGCGUGCUCCCACCUGCAGUUUCAUUGUUGCAGCCGUGA
Molecule: messenger RNA, 1422 nt
Organism: Setaria italica (foxtail millet)
Lineage: Eukaryota; Viridiplantae; Streptophyta; Magnoliopsida; Poales; Poaceae
Product: serine carboxypeptidase 2
Exons: 9
Coding region: 1-1422 (473 amino acids)
Biological process (GO): proteolysis
Cellular component (GO): vacuole
Molecular function (GO): serine-type carboxypeptidase activity
Source: RefSeq, a predicted model, not a curated record